Molecule: messenger RNA, 1374 nt
Organism: Halichondria panicea
Lineage: Eukaryota; Metazoa; Porifera; Demospongiae; Suberitida; Halichondriidae
Product: N-acylglucosamine 2-epimerase-like
Exons: 8
Coding region: 43-1227 (394 amino acids)
Biological process (GO): carbohydrate metabolic process; N-acetylglucosamine metabolic process; N-acetylmannosamine metabolic process
Molecular function (GO): N-acylglucosamine 2-epimerase activity
Source: RefSeq, a predicted model, not a curated record
CAAACUUUAUUGUGGAUGUGAUCAUUUCCAUUUUUUUAUAUCAUGGAUAUCUGUGAAUGUGUAAAAAGAAUCAAGAAGGAGCUUGAUUCAGUGGUGUCAUUCUGGACAGCUCACUCACACGACAAAGUUAAUGGGGGUUACUACAACUGCCUGACAGAAGAUGGUAAAGUGUAUGACAGUCUUAAAUAUGGUUGGUUGCAAGGCAGGCAGGUAUGGAUGUACUCAAAACUCUACAACACUUUGUCACACUACCAUACUCCUGAGAUACUUGGUGCAGCAAAAACUGGUGGGGAGUUCCUGUUAAAGCAUGUGUUGUCAUCGGGUGGCUCAAGAUGCUAUUUCAUCUUGACUGAAGAAGGGAAACCUUGCAAGCUGCAAAGGAAACCAUAUACAGAGUGUUUCUUCGUGAUUGGCCUUGCUGAAUUGAGCAGGGCUACUGGCGAGGAGAGAUAUUGGCUUGCAGCUGAGUCAAUGCUCGCCUCACUGAUACAUUGGAUAAGAUUUGACGACAGCGAGUUGGGAGCUCCUAACCUACCCGGGUGUGACCCUUGUUCUGAGCUGGGACGACCAAUGAUGCUGCUCAAUGUGCUCACUGAGAUCUGCAAUGGACAGUCUGAGCUGAGGGACAAGUACAAGGAACAUUUCCAGUGGGCCGUUGAGGCCAUCCUCAAACAUAGUGAUGGUAACUGGGUGAGAGAGCAUGUUGCUCCUAAUGGGUCACUCUUGUCUGGCUGUCGAGGGAGACAGGUCACUCCCGGACAUGCACUGGAAGCUGGAUGGUUCUUACUGCAAGAAGCUGCUACAAGAGGAGAUACUGCUCUACAAAGCAAGGCGAUAAAGCAGUUUAUUGAGGCUCCAUAUGCCUAUGGCCAAGACAAAGAGUUUGGAGGGCUAUACUACUUCUUGGACACUGAUGGCUACUGUCCAACUCAGCUGGAGUGGAGCAUGAAGCUGUGGUGGGUCCACUGUGAGGCCAUGAUAGCAUUCCUGAUGGCGUAUGAGGCUACUGGAGACAAACAGUUCUGGACGACCUUCUCAAAGAUCACAGAUUACACCUUAUCUAAGUUCUCAGACCAGACUCAUGGUGAAUGGUAUGGAUACCUAACAAGAACGGGGGAGAUCAAUCAAACCUUCAAAGGAGGACCAUACAAAGGGUGUUUCCAUGUACCAAGAUGCCUACUUUAUUGCCUACAAAUCCUCGAAAGACUUGAUAAGAACACCGAUUAAUUAUACUGCAUGCGUGUGUCCCUGUAGAAUAUAUAACUUACUCAGGUAGGUUAAGGCAUAAUUAAGAUCAGUGCCAUAAAUAGUAUAAUUAAUGAAGUGCCUUGUCAUUAUGAAAUGGCAUCAUCAAUGCAUGUUUUUGCUCUUGAA